Protopterus annectens (West African lungfish) is the source of this 2622-nucleotide messenger RNA. RefSeq names its product Sp6 transcription factor (gene SP6). The record is from RefSeq and is a predicted model, not a curated record. Bases 617 to 1417 code for a protein of 266 amino acids. Gene Ontology annotation, molecular function: RNA polymerase II cis-regulatory region sequence-specific DNA binding; DNA-binding transcription factor activity, RNA polymerase II-specific. Lineage: Eukaryota; Metazoa; Chordata; Ceratodontiformes; Protopteridae. The transcript has 2 exons. Gene Ontology annotation, biological process: regulation of transcription by RNA polymerase II.
CUAUGUGCCACCAAAGUAACUGCAGAGGAUCACGAUGCCACAUGGAAGCAUAACAGGAUAGGAGACCCAGAAUCUCACCUCUGCAAUUCUGGGCAUGGAUGAAGGCAGAUGCAGAAAUACCUGCUACCUAUGAGGAAGCAACGGCUCUUCUUGAAGAGGAUAACUAAUCUAUGUUUGUGUAUUUAAUUGGUCUUUUCUCGUUCCUUUUAUCAAGUCCCUUCGCUAUUUCGAGUCGAAUGAGUUGCAAACUGUAUGCGCCUGUCAAGAAUUAGGACUACCCUGGCAAGCAAAUCGUGAAGAUCCACAAAUUUCUUCCUGGAACACUGUGUAAGGCAAUGUCAUCUGCUGCUUGACUCCACCUCCACUUGAUCUGAGUUUGCAUCCAUCAGAAGUCAUAGUUACAGAAAAAAAGCACCAACACUGCUGAUCUGAGAUUUCACCUUAAGGACCUUCUAAACCUGAUGUCAACCCAAACCUCAGCAAGUUAUGCUUAUGAUCUUCUGAAUUGUACUGUGCACCCAAAAGAAUAUCCAUUCUGAAAUAAACACAAAAGAAUGAACGAAUAAAUAAAUUAAUAAAAAAACACCUAUUUAAACUCUUUCAAAAAUUCCAGGAGAUGGCACAUCCAUAUGAGUCCUGGUUCCUACCUCCCUCUCAUUCAUCCAGUGUUGCUGCUGAUGGAAGUGUUGCAUCAUGGUGGGACCUUCACAAUGGAACUAGUUGGAUGGAUGUUCAGAACAAUCAAGGUGGCCAUCAAACACCAACACUACCAGGAGUGACCUCUUCAACCGUUAACAGUUAUACUGCAGAGCAUCAAAUGUGUGGUUCAUCAUCACAUAUGUUUUCUUCAACCCAGCAUUUCCUUGGUCAAGAAGGACUUAAGCAGGUUGAUCCUGUCCAGGAAAGUCAUUUUCUUGAUCAAACAGUAGAGGAAACUACAAGACCCAAAGGCUCAAAACGUUCCAUGCCCAGGAAUGCUGGCCAGGCAGUCUGCCACUGUCCCAAUUGUCUAGAAGCUGAAAGAAAUGGAUCUUGUACAGAUUCAACCAAGAAGAACCUGCACAACUGCCAUAUUGCUGGCUGUGGUAAGGCAUAUGCCAAAACCUCUCAUUUAAAAGCUCACCUAAGAUGGCAUAGUGGAGAUCGACCUUUUGUAUGUAAUUGGCUUUUCUGUGGCAAGCGUUUCAGCAGGUCAGAUGAGCUCCAGAGACAUCUCCAGACUCACACAGGCACCAAAAAGUUCACAUGCACUAUAUGUAAUCGUAUUUUCAUGAGGCAUGACCAUCUGCAUAAGCAUAAGAAAACCCACUCAGAAGCCAGAGAGAAAAAUGAGAUGGAAAGUAAUACGGGCCAGGAUGACCCCAUCCAAAAUGAAAAAAUAAACUUGGAUGGUAAUGUCUCCAGCCACAUACUGUAAAAACUUUACUUGUGUCUCUUAAUGGCUAGAUACUUUUAAUAAUUAGUCAUUUAGUGGCAGUGUGUAUUUCUAGAUGUAAAGAAGCCCAGAGUCCUUUGGAUGUUCCUAGAACUGGAAAGUGUAUCAUUUGUACAGUCACAACGUCAGACCAUACUAGUUUGCAAAGGUUCUUGUAAUAAGUCUGAAUGCAAGGCAAAGCCAGAACAAAUAUUUUCUUUUUCAUAAAUCCAAAAACUUAGAGGGCUGGAAAUCCCAGCACCCUUGCUUAAAGUAGAGGCAUGAGAUGUGCUACUAGGCAAACUAACAUAAUUAACAAUAAAUGCUCUAUAUGUUGUUAUUAAGGUCAUUGCUAUUUCAACCUGCAUUUUUUAACAUCUAAUGUCUUGUUUUAUUGGUAUUUUAAAAGAGAAAAUAGUGUUUCUAUAUUAUACACUUAGAAUAUUCUUUUAACUUAUUAGAACAUGCAAACUAGAAGCUAGCAGUAGCUUGAGAGUGUUAGGCCUGCAUAUUGUAUGCUAACCAGUGGAAAUAAACCACAUUGUAGCAGGUGAAAUAACUACUUUGUUUAGAGUAUAAUUUCCAAUUCAUUACAUGCAUUGUCAAAGAGCAAAUCCCAUAAUUUAUUUUGAAAAGUUAUUUUAGUAACCAUACUAUGUGUAAACAUUAUAUGUUUCAAAUACUAACAAGUCAGAGUACUGCAAAAUAGUCUUUUUAAGUCCCUGUAAUGCUAAGGUUGUCAGAGUUACUAGAAAAUAACUUUGUCUCUAUAACACUUUCAGCUCAUCAUUUUUUUAUUCACAUGCACAGUUUUGAAAUAGUUUCAAAACAAAUGUUUUCUCAGUAUAAACAAUAUCAGGUAGGCUUACCAAGAAUACAGAGGAGAUGCUCAGAAUUACUAUUUGUGAAAUGUAUUUGCAAUUAUUAUAAAGUAGUGUUUGUGAGUGACAAAUGCAUAUGCAGUCCAUUUCUGUAUUAAAAUGUGUGAUACUUGGAGAACUUGAGAAAUGCUGAUGGGAUUCCUUACAACAUAAGUAGCUGAUAGAAUGCAUAUGCACUACUUAUUAAAGUCAACCUAAUUUUCAUAAUUUGGAAUUGUUUGCAAAACAGAUCACUUUUCCAUUUAUUAAAUAUUAUGGGUUAAUCAAACAAUGUUUGCUGCAAACUUUGCCUGCUUUUAUUACAAGAAUGAUUAUAUACAUAUACAU